This is a messenger RNA of Cryptomeria japonica (Japanese cedar), 1005 nucleotides long. Its product is annotated as cytochrome P450 750A1-like. Gene Ontology annotation, molecular function: oxidoreductase activity, acting on paired donors, with incorporation or reduction of molecular oxygen; heme binding; iron ion binding. The transcript is spliced from 2 exons. The record is from RefSeq and is a predicted model, not a curated record. NCBI's taxonomy places the organism in Eukaryota, Viridiplantae, Streptophyta, Pinopsida, Cupressales, Cupressaceae. Bases 1 to 1005 code for a protein of 334 amino acids.
AUGGCUUCACCUUUGGACUCAAUAAAUAUAAUAAGAGAGGGUGCUUAUCUUCCAGCAACAGCUACACUGUGUUCACUCAUAAUUUUCUUGUGGGUUUUGCACAGAUUUAGCGUGCAAAGGAAGAAUAGAUUGGGAUUCAGAUUGCCCCCGGGACCGUUUGCAUGGCCCAUUAUUGGAAAUCUGAACCAGUUGAAAAGGCUUCCUCAUCGCGAUCUUCAUGAACGUGGUAAGAAAUAUGGGCCCAUCAUGAUGUUAAAAUUGGGUUCUGUUCCCACUGUUGUUGUUUCUUCUUCUGCCAUGGCAAAGGAGUUCUUGAAAACCCACGAUAAUGUUUUCGCCAGCCGACCUCAAUCUGCUGCAGGGAAACACCUUGCUUAUAAUUACAAGGAUAUGGUGUUGGCUCCUUAUGGGCCUUAUUGGAGGCACAUGAGGAAGCUGUGCGUGGUGGAAUUGCUGAAUGCCAAAAGGAUCGAGUCCUUCAGUUGUGUACGAGAGGAAGAAAUGCUUCUCACUGUUCGUUCAGUGUGGGAAAUGUCUGGGCAGGGUGAGAAACUUGUUAAUCUCACCAACUUGUUUUCAUCUUUUACGCAGGCAGUCAUGUGGCGAAUCCUUUCCGGUACUAAAAUUUCUUCUCAGAGUGACGCUCAAGUGGGUGGGAAUGGCGAAGAGAUAAAGAAGCUUGCAGUAGAGGCGGCAGUUACAGUAGGAGCUGUCAAUAUCGGGGACUUCAUUCCUUACUUAGACUGGAUGGAUUUGCAAGGCGUGAAGCGGCGGUUGAAAAAGGUACACAAUUCCAUCGCCCAAGUGAUAAAAAAAAUAAUAGAGGAACACGAGCAGCGCAGGAUGAAGUUGCAUAAGGACAAGGACAAGGAGCAGGAGCAGAAUGCUGCUACUAAAGGCCUCAUUGACGUGCUCUUAGAAAUGGAAAGCCUUGAUGGAAAGGCAAUCACAGAGGAAAACAUUGAAGCCAUUGUUUUUGUACGAUAUAUUCUUGGCUGGAGUUGA